CCGGAUUCCUCCUGCAGAGGCUCGUCCCAAGCAGCCCCCUGCCACCCAUGCUGGGGAGCUGAGCAGAAAUUGGAAAUCUAGUCCGGACAGUUUCACCAGGAGGGGUUCCGAGUUCACAAUCUGAAGGUUGCAGUUUCCUCUAAUGCAAUGACUCAGCAGCCCCAGGAUGAAUUUGACACAAGUGUGGAGAAUGCAGAAGCUUGGAUGAAAGCCAUCCAGGAGAGACUGAGGAUCAAUGACAACACCAAGGGACCUCGGUCUGCCCUGGAAGCCAGGCUAAGAGAGACUGAGAAAAUUUGUGCAUUGGAGCCAGAAGGUCGAUUGAAAAUGGAUUUGGUCCUGAUGAAAGCAGAUGCCCUUCUUCGCUGCAUCAGCGAGGAGGAAAAGCAUGAGAUACUAUCCAAACUGAAAGACAUUAAAGCCAUGUGGGAAGAAACAGCCAUCUACAUUACUCAUUGCCACAGCCGUAUCGAAUGGGUGUGGCUGCACUGGAGUGAAUACUUGAAAGCCCAGGAUGAGUUUUACGCCUGGAUUCAUAACAUGAAGGUUACCUUGGAGCCUGACAUAGAGCUGCAGCUCGGUUUAAAGGAGAAGCAAUGGCAGCUGAGCCACUCCCAGGUUCUGCUGAACGAUGUCCUAAAUCAGUCAGUCCUGCUGGAAAGGCUGCUGGAGGAAGCUGCUUCCUUGUUUAACAGGAUAGGUGACCCGAGUGUCGAUGAGGAUGUCCAGAAGAAGAUGAAGGUGGAAUAUGAAGAAAUAAAGGCAGAAGCUCAGUGCAGAGUGAAAUUGCUUGAAAAGAUAACGAAGGAACAUGAGCAAUACAAGACCAGCGUUGACCAAUUUCAAUUGUGGCUGAAUGGUGUGACUGAAAGAUUGAACUGCUGCAUUGGAGAAACAACAAAGUUGCCAGCAGACAACGGGCUAAAGACAUUGCAGAACAUUGCCAAAGAUGUCAAUCGUGGUGAAAAGAAAUUGAAAUGCCUGGAGGUUCAGUCUACAGGGGUGAUCCAGAACACCUCCCCCCUAGGAGCUGGGAAGAUGAAGGAUGAGUUGGAGGAGUUGAGGAAAGCCCUGGAGAAGUUGAAACUAAUAUGUGUUGAGGAAGAGGAGAGAAUGCAUAAGAUCCUUAAGUCAGAAAGUGCCUAUCAGUCCCAAGCCAGACAGUUGGAAGCAGAAGUCCAGGAAUUCAGAAAGAUGCUACAAAGACUAGAAGAUGACCUGGAGUCAGGGGAGAAGCCAAAGAGUGAAGAGGACUUAGUAGCUCUGUGGAGAAAAUACAUCGCAACAAGAGCAGCGCUUGCCGCAGAAGAGUCAAAGGUUGAGAGACUGAAGGCUCAGCUUAAGGAAUUGUUCCGGUUUUCACAGAAUAUACAACCACUCUCUGACGGUGUUGUAGCCGCAAUACGGGAAUAUCAAAGGGUCAAGGGAAAGACAUUUAAAAUGAGCACUGGAACUGAAACUGAGCUCAGGCAGAGUUUUCAAAAUCCACUGCGAGAGUUCCAGCUGUGGAAGCCAUCAGCUCAGAGACUUCUGGACUCCACUGCUAACGUUGCUGAGCCCUCCCUGACACAUGCUUUCUUACUUCAGAUUGAGGCAUGCCUGGCUCAGAGCUCCCAAUUCAAGGAGCAAUUGAUGAUGUUACAGCUGAAGAAGGAUUUGCUAAGCAGUAUCUUUGGUGAGGAGAGAGCAAAGUCUCUCCUCGUGGAAGUAACCGAUACGGCAAAGGAGAGAGAAAUUCUACACAAAAGUCUGCUGCAAAGGAGAAGCAGACUGCAGAGUUUGGUAACUCAACAUAAAGACUUUGAUGCAGGCUUUGUGCCUCUGCAGAAGAAGUUAUCUACUAUCAGAGCCAAAGUAGAUCUAGAGAAUGAACCACAACCUGACCUUUUAGGUAAAGAAACACGACUCCAGAGACUACAGAUGAUCCAAGAAGAGUUGGCAGAGUUUAUAGUUCAAAUGGAAGAGCUGGAGAAUCUAGUUCAAUCUAAUCCCACCCACAGGCGUAAAAUGAACCAGCUUUCAUCUGACUAUCAGACACUGAAGAGAUCUCUGGAGAUCAUCCUGGCGCGGACUGAGAAGCACGUUCGGGAGCAUUGGACGUUCAAUAACAAACUGUCAGACCUUCAGCGGUGGAUCACAAUGACUGAACAGAAGUUGGAAUCCUAUCAGGAUGCCAGUGGGGAAAGGAACACGGCGAGCAGAGUCGCAGACCUGGAGGGGCUGCUAGCUGAAUUCCCAAGCAAAGAGAUCCAGUUGCACCUUGUUGGGGCUCAUGGCCAGCUGGUGAUUGAGAGUUCUUCCCCAGAGGGGGCAGCACAUGUCCAUACUGAAAUGAACCAGCUGACAGAAUCUUUGAGAUCACUCAAAAAAAUGACAAUCAGCCUCCUCAGCAGCAUGCAGCCAAAUACAACAGUGGUUGAUACGGGGAAGAAUAUAACCAUUGUGGGUAAGACACUGACGACUGGGUUUGCCUUCGGCUCUUCAGCGGUAACUCUCAAGCACGCCCAGACAAAAGUGAGCAAAGAGGAAGAGAACAGUCACCUCCUUAAACUCAUGAAGGACUUUGAACAGUGGUUACAUGUAGAAAAUGACAAACUGAGCAAGAUUCUUGUCACGAAACCCUCCAGUUGUGAAGAAGUUAAAGCAAUACACAGCAAGCUAAAGGAGCUGCAGUCUCGUGUUCCUGAGGGGCAACGUCUUUUCGAAGAUCUCCGUAGUCUUCAGACAGUUGUUGGGACCUCUGAAGAUGUGGAGGACCUGCGUUAUCAAUGGAUGCUCUACAAAUCUAAACUCAAAGACUCCAGCAGCUCAUUGACUCCUAGAUCUUUGGAAGAACCCGAUGGAUUCAGAAAGAGACGUCCAGGGGGGAUGUGUCCUUUCCUGCACCGCGUGUGCUGGGCAGCACUGCCACUGCAGAUACUCCUUCUGUUCUUGCUGCUCCUGGCGUUUCUGCUCCCCUUGGUGGAGGAGACCCACAGCUGCAAGUUUGCCAACAACUUUGCCCGCUCCUUCAACUUGAUGCUGAGAUACGAAGGCCCUCCUCCAACUUAACUCCUCUACAGGCACGUGGCAAGAAGUGACUGGCUUAGACAUCCAGGCUGCUUUUUCCUGGGUGUCUUGACUAUUGCUAGUCCUUUAAAUCUAGGGCUUCUAACAUGGCCACCAGAUUAACUGGAAACAUCAUCAAAUAAACGCAGCAUAAGGUUAGUCCAUAUAAAUCAGGUAUUAAC
Messenger RNA from Terrapene triunguis (Three-toed box turtle), 3230 nucleotides. It is a transcript of the gene SYNE3, whose product is annotated as spectrin repeat containing nuclear envelope family member 3. Gene Ontology annotation, cellular component: nuclear outer membrane; cytoplasm; meiotic nuclear membrane microtubule tethering complex. Bases 148 to 3051 code for a protein of 967 amino acids. The transcript is spliced from 19 exons. The record is from RefSeq and is a predicted model, not a curated record. Lineage: Eukaryota; Metazoa; Chordata; Testudines; Emydidae. Gene Ontology annotation, molecular function: actin filament binding. Gene Ontology annotation, biological process: nuclear migration.